This is a messenger RNA of Neurospora tetraspora, 746 nucleotides long. RefSeq lists its product as uncharacterized. The record is from RefSeq and is a predicted model, not a curated record. The coding region runs from base 174 to 614 and encodes 146 amino acids. The transcript has a single exon. Lineage: Eukaryota; Fungi; Ascomycota; Sordariomycetes; Sordariales; Sordariaceae.
UUCUCGGAUACCACGAGUCUUUUAAGACGCUUGAUGGAUUUCUGCCACUGGUUCAAACCCAACCAUGGUUCUCGGGGAAUUUUUCACACGGGAGCGGGACGGAAUGGGCACACGGAACGGCUCGGACGGCUUGAAGGCAUAGGGGUGGAGAGAAGAAGAGUAGCGAUUUGUUGAUGCGCUACCCACGUGGUGACGUUGCCAUUGGCGUCUUGCCUGUUUGUCACUUAGAUGAUAUUUCUCUCCUUUUCUUCAGGACUUUAGUUUUGUAUUUUUCUUUUUCUUUUUUCUUCUCUCUGUCUUGCGGUAAAACUAACAGGGCGGUAAACUUCUUUUUUCAUGUCAUGAUCAGCGACUGGGACGGGAAACAAAAUUUGCGUACACGGAUUAUAGCUGGAUUCAUUGUUGGUUUACAUGUGUUUUUGUGCUUUGCUUUGCUUUAUAACGUUCAUGCUGCCCUUUUUCUUCUUGCUUUGUCCUUAUCUAUGUUUCGGUUCGACACGUUAACGAGCAUUCAAACGGCUUUUCUUCAUCGCUCUUGUAGGUUUGUGCUUAAGAUUUUUUCCUGGAAGUCAAUAUAUAACAGACUUGCUUCAUAUUUUAGACUUGCUCGCUAGAUGGCCACGCGGAAAGGUAACCAUUGACUCUUGCUUAAUACGGGAGUUGCCAUGUAAAUGCUAUAUGUACUUGCUUGAUAUCGCUCGCGAGACACAAGGAAAAAAUCAAGUGAUCCCAACGAAAGCUUCUCC